CGAGGAGGCUACCAUGAUCGACGCGACCGCGAAGACCGACCGAAGUCAAAGCAUAUUCUGCCCGGCUACGAACCUUGGGUUUUGGUCAGAACGAGACUUCGAAGACGCUUUGUGCACAAUACAGAAACGAAAGAGAGCUUCUGGCACAUUCCCCAAGAUGUCAUGCCCGGCGUGGUGGAGUUCGAGGAGUGGGAGAAGGAUCAGAAGGAGAAGGCUGAGAACGCGAGGUGGGCCGAAGAGCAGCUCAAAGAAAUGAGGGAGAAGAGCAAGGCGACAGAAGUCAACGAGGCUGCGGACAAGGAAGGGCGCUUUGGCUAUGACAGCGAUGGUUCCUAUGAGGAGGUGGAGGUCACAGAUUCUGAAGGCGAAGAGCGAGAGGAUGAUGGAGGCACUGGUAACGACACCCAAGUUCAGGAUGCCGAAGCUGAGCAGCCAGCAGACGACGGACCCGUUGAGUUUGGUGAAGAUGAUAUCGCCUGGCAGCUGGCGCAAAUGGGAGAGGACUACGGACUGGAUCCUGGCGAAUAUGGUGAUGCAGAGGAGGAGGAGUGGGCCGAGGGUGCAGAGGGUCUGCCACUGACUAACGAUGAUGCUGCGAAUCUCUUCCGAGACCUGCUGGACGACUAUCGAAUAAGUCCAUUCACUCCAUGGGAUAAGAUCAUUGCCGACGAAACCGAUGCAAGCAUCAUCAACGAUGAUCGGUAUACCGUCUUGCCGAACAUGCGGGCACGCAAGGAGGUCUUUGACAUCUGGGUGAAGGACAAGGCUGCUCAAAUCAAAGAAGAGCGAGCGGCGAUGGAGAAGCAAGACCCAAGGAUACCAUAUCUGGCUUUCUUGCAUUCCAAGGCCACGCCAAAAUUAUACUGGCCGGAGUUCAAGCGGAAGUACAAGCGCGAAGCGGAGCUCAAUGACCGCAAAUUGGGCGACAAGGAUCGCGAGAAGCUAUACCGCGACCACAUCAAUCGAUUGAAACUGCCAGAGAGCACGCGUAAAGCAGAUUUGCAGACUCUGAUGAAGAGCCUACCAUUGAAAGCGCUCAAUCGCGAAACACGCCUGGAAGCUUUGCCACAGCAGCUGCUGUCUCAUCUUCAUUACGUCAGCCUGCCUGCUGGCACGCGAGACCCCAUCAUCGAGGAUCACAUUCGAAAGCUGCCCCCGCCACCUGAAGAUGGAGACCUGAGUGACGAGCAACGGAUCGAGGAGGAGCAGAGGCGGGACGAGCGAAGACGUCGUGAAAAGGCUCUGGCAGAACGAGAACGGAAAGUCGAGGAGGAGAGGCGACGCGCGGAGAAGGACGGCGCUCGAGCAAGGAGAGAUCUGCGUGAGGAGGAGCGUGAACUCCAGCGAGCCAUGGCAGUCUAUAAUCGAGGCCUGAAGUCGCAUCUG
Messenger RNA from Zymoseptoria tritici IPO323, 1386 nucleotides. RefSeq lists its product as uncharacterized. Gene Ontology annotation, molecular function: RNA polymerase binding; transcription coregulator activity. Gene Ontology annotation, cellular component: nucleus. The transcript has 2 exons. NCBI's taxonomy places the organism in Eukaryota, Fungi, Ascomycota, Dothideomycetes, Mycosphaerellales, Mycosphaerellaceae. The annotation marks the transcript as partial. The record is from RefSeq and is a predicted model, not a curated record.